Messenger RNA from Hevea brasiliensis (rubber tree), 2832 nucleotides. Its product is annotated as protein LATERAL ROOT PRIMORDIUM 1. Gene Ontology annotation, biological process: positive regulation of DNA-templated transcription. Lineage: Eukaryota; Viridiplantae; Streptophyta; Magnoliopsida; Malpighiales; Euphorbiaceae. Gene Ontology annotation, molecular function: DNA binding; DNA-binding transcription factor activity. The record is from RefSeq and is a predicted model, not a curated record. The transcript is spliced from 2 exons. Bases 1444 to 2517 code for a protein of 357 amino acids. Gene Ontology annotation, cellular component: nucleus.
UGAGAAACGUCCACGCGCAUGGAUGGAGAGUGGGUAUAUGUAGAUGCAACGCAUGAAGAGGAAGGGCAAAAUCAAGAACAAGAAGAAGGAGAAGGUUGGCCAAAGUGAAUGAAAGGUGUCAUGUGACUUUAGAGACCCAUAAAAUUACAAAAACUAGAGAACAAAAGUCUUUAUGCCCUUUCUCUCUCGUCACUCUAAUAAUCACAACACAGAGAGAGAGAGAGAGAGAGAGAGAGAGAGGAACCCACCUCAAUUUUUCGCUUUCUAGGAAAGCAUAUAGAGAAAGUGUGUGCCUGUGUUGCCGCUGGAGAGAGAGAGAGCGAUUAAGAAAGCUCUGAGAGAAAAGAAGAGAGAGAAGAAGAAGAAGAAAAGGAAAGAAGAAGAAGCGAUGAUGAUGAUUAUGAGGCAACAAAUAACAACACGAAGGAGAACACACAACAAAGGAAGAAAGAUACAAAAAUACAUAUAGAUAGAUAGAGAGAGCGUGUGUUUGUGUGUGCUAGCUACUAAAGGGUCGUUAUUGCAUUUCUUGCCUUCUUUUUAUUAUUUCUUACAUUUUUUUGGCUUUGUUUCUUCUUAUCAGUCUCUCUUAUGCUUCUGCUUCUCCUGCUCUCAUCACUGCUGUGUCUGCCACAACCCUAUAUCUCUCCUUAUCCUCACCGAGAAAAACUCAGUCAUCUCUACCUCUCAUACCCAAAGGCCAAAACUUUUCUUUUCAUUUUAUUCCAUCUCAGAAAAGCCAAACCUGACAGUUGGGUGUGUGAGUGUGUGUGUGUGUGUGUGUGUGUGUCUAUGUUGUUGUAUAUUUUUGCAAACAGAAACCCACCUCCCCAAAACCAGCUUCCAGAAUAACCUACCAGCAAUGGCAGCCAUCCCAGAGUCCUACUUAGAGAAAUAAAAAUAGUAAUAGAAGGAAACGAAGCCCACUAUCCCCAACAAACAAGAUCUCUUUCUCUAUAUCUCUUCUCUGAUACAAUUUCAGAGUUUCUUCUUCUUCCUUUUUUUUCUUUUCACCCCACCUCUUCUCUUUACAUAACACCUACAUACAUAUAGAUCCAUCCAUAGAUGUACCAUCUCUCAUAUCGAUGAUUGUCAUAAAAACGCUGCUUAGUAUUGGAUUUGCAGACAUUAUAUAACCGAUAUUUGUGUUUGUGUGUGUGUAUAAAGAUUGUAUCUUUCUUCAAUUCUAUCAAGAAAAAUUCUUUAGUUGUGGCUACUACAAGGAGUAGGCAGCUCCUAUCCGACUCUGGAGCCUUUGCAGACUGGGCUACGUCCUCUUCUUCUUCAGCCAUACGUGCCGCGGGCCCGGACGACCUUUCCCUUGGGUUUAAUGCCGGCCCUACAGCCGCCGCUGCCGCCGCUGCAGCAGCAGCUGGGGGCGGACCCACCGGCCCAUCGUGGUCUAGCUCAGCCAGACAAAUCAACUAUGGGAUCCCUCCUGAAAUGGGCAUGUUUGUUGUUGCUCCUGCUGCUUCGUUUAAUCAUCAUCAUCACCACCACCAGCAUCAGCACCAGCAUGAGCCGUCUAUUAAUCUUGCUGAUCCAAUGAAUGGUCCGAAUGCUGCUGCCACUGCGCUUGGUGUCGGUAUGGGUGUAGGCGUUAUCCCACUUCUCACGGCCGCUCCGUGUCUCGCGCCGCAAAACAUGGAUGAUCAAGAUUUGUUCAAUAAUGGGCGCAACAAGAUCAGUGGAAUCCAGUUCUGGCAAAACCAGACCUCUCAUCACCACAGUCAAUACAAUAUAAAGAAAACUGCUGCUUCGAUUCUUGAUCACAAUAAUUCUUCGGUGAAUCUGCUUCAAAGCGUUAACAAUACCAGCGCCGGUGGCGGUCUUGGCGGUAAUUCUGCCUCAUCUGGGGCAACAACGUGUCAAGAUUGUGGAAACCAGGCCAAGAAAGAUUGCAGCCAUAGGAGGUGCAGGACGUGCUGCAAGAGUCGUGGUUAUGAUUGCACUACUCACGUCAAAAGCACGUGGGUACCGGCGGCCAGGAGGAGAGAGCGUCAGCUAAUGGCAGCUGCAGCCGGAGGAGGUGCUGGUUCUUCUGGGUCUACUUCCGGGGUCAAGAAACCUCGACUCAUAAAUUCACAAACCACCACAACUUCUCAUACUUCCACUUCUAACACUACUCCGCCAAGAAGCUUCGAUACGAGCUCCAGUCACCAAGAUGCGAGUUUUAAAGAGGCAUUGCCGGGGCAAGUACGUGCACCGGCUGUUUUCAAGUGUGUUAGAGUGACGGCAGUGGAGGAUGGUGAAGAUGAGUAUGCGUAUCAGGCUGUGGUAAAGAUCGGUGGCCAUGUGUUUAAAGGGUUUCUUUAUGAUCAAGGAGUUGAAGGAAGAGAUGGGUUCCCUAAUAUAUCCGAAUUGCAUUUGGGCGGUGCGAGCAGUAGUGGUGGUGGUGAUGGGGGAGGAAGGAAUGGAGCUUCCUCAUCUUCCCCCAUUAUUGAUCCUUCAGAUGUUUAUGGUGCAUCCGGUGGAGGGUUGUUGGGAGGUUCAAGUUAUGGUAAUCCAAUAAAUUGAGGUUUACUUUCAAGGUUUAUGUAUUGGCAUUAUUUUAGUCAAAUUUUCCUUAUGUGCACUAGUCACUAAUUACUAUCAAUAGGGUUUUGGUAAGUUGCUCUUCUAGAAUUGUGUCUUGUUGACAUGUUUUUGAUAUUUUCAGCUUCUUGGUUUGGGUUUUCUUGUUCCUCGUGUCCAUUUCCCUUCUGUAAUUGCACUGAGAGGAGGAUCACCAUAUUCCAAAGGAGCUGCAUUUUCUCACUAUUAGAGUAAUUUCUGUAUCAAAUUUUAGAAAAGAUAGAUAAUAAAAGGCGAAAAAUCCUGUUCUUCUAGAUA